This is a messenger RNA of Lytechinus variegatus (green sea urchin), 1318 nucleotides long. Its product is annotated as growth hormone secretagogue receptor type 1-like. Gene Ontology annotation, molecular function: G protein-coupled receptor activity. Gene Ontology annotation, cellular component: plasma membrane. Gene Ontology annotation, biological process: G protein-coupled receptor signaling pathway. The record is from RefSeq and is a predicted model, not a curated record. The coding region runs from base 425 to 1318 and encodes 297 amino acids. Lineage: Eukaryota; Metazoa; Echinodermata; Echinoidea; Temnopleuroida; Toxopneustidae. The transcript has a single exon.
ACGGACCGUGCACGCUGGUAUGCAUGCUAUCUUCUUCAGCCAGCGGCAGGUGCUUGGCAUAUUUUUCCUAUUGAUGAAGUAAAUAGUGGUAUCUUAUAUUGAACUGGUCAUGGCGCUUCUCAGCUCAGCUGCUCGUGAGCGCGAGAUCGUUCGCUCUCUCAAUCGACCGGGGAAAAUGAUUUAUGUCACCUGUUUUUCGAUGACGGCUUGAAUGAACGUGAUUUAUGGUUUUCCUCUAAAAUUUCUGUUGAAAACGCCAAAUGGAAUUAUUAUUUUGCUUCAUUAGGAGUUUCCACUUUGGAAUUUAAUUGGAUUUUAACCUUCCUGGAUUCGCGAAGUUUUGAUUAACGACCGGUGUAAGGGGUUCUAUUUCUGAUUUUUUUUUUACUCUGGUUGAAAGGGAUAGCUUUAUCGGGAGGAGGUGAUGGCCUAUCGGGAGGGCCAGGGGCUGGAGCAGGAGCGAAGUCCCAUUCGUCCUGAGAGAGAUCUCAGUGGUGCUUUAAGUUUAUCCGCCGAAGCCUUGACGUUACUCGGUAAUAUAUUGCCAGUGAUAGUGGUGUUCAGGUUCAAGACUCGAGCCGAGAGGACGGUCACAGACAUCCUGAUUGGAACUCUUGCGAUCAAUGAUAUCUUUUCGGUGCUAUUGCCUCUACCAGUUUCUCUACCCAGUUUCAUUGCUCCUGGUCCCGAAUCCGUAUGGCACGGGGGCAAGGCGGCGUGUAUUUUCUACCAAUUUUCUGUCUACUGGCUCCAAAACUCUGCCAUGCUUCUCGUCACUGCCAUGGCCUUAGAACGGUGGUUAGCCGUCGCGUUCCCAAUGCGAUACAAAAGCUGGACCACGCGCGGACGAGCACGAACCAUGAUCGUCGUCAUCUUCGGAUCGACGUUCGUUGUCGCGUGCCUGCCAGUCAUGGGCCUGGCUCCACCGGCUGUGUCGAAACACGGCAGCAGGUUCUGCCGUUCCUGGAUCGCUACGCAACCGGAGGUCUGGUACCACACCAUCUUCCCCAUAGUUCUUAUAUCCCAGGGCUGGGUCUCUAUGGUCCUGGUCCUGGUCCUGAAUGUGUGCUUGAUGGUUAGACUAACGAGGUUUAGGAGGAGACUCAAAACGGACCGAGGUGAAAUGACCACGGAGAGAAAAUCAAUACGUGAAUUUACAAAACUAGUUCUUGUCGUCGCUGUGCUUUUUUACUGUACCUGGUUACCUGUACUCGUGAGUAUAAUCAUUUAUUUCUUAUUUAAUAUCAGUUAUCUUUUCAUUCAACAGAAUUGUAAAUUCAUCAAAGUAUUAAAAGGAAAGGAAUGUGAAAUUCAAUAA